Diachasma alloeum is the source of this 613-nucleotide messenger RNA. RefSeq names its product mitochondrial import inner membrane translocase subunit Tim8 (gene Tim8). The coding region runs from base 124 to 426 and encodes 100 amino acids. The record is from RefSeq and is a predicted model, not a curated record. Lineage: Eukaryota; Metazoa; Arthropoda; Insecta; Hymenoptera; Braconidae. The transcript is spliced from 3 exons.
AGCUUGCCGGAUGUGAGGUUAUGUCCACACGUGACUGAAAACAGAAAAAGAUCAGAUAGUGCUGAGAAGUCCAUCAGUCUCACGAGCAUUUCGGCUGUUAAAAAAGAAAAAAAAUUGUGAAGGAUGUCAGACCUUUUCAGCUCGUCCUCAAGCUUUGACGAGGCCCCAAAGAUUCAAAAACCAGGCUCGGUGGACCCGGAGCUGGAGAAUUUCCUGGCGAUUGAGAAGCAGAAAGCACAACUCACAGCUCAGAUCAAUGAAUUCAAUGAUUUCUGCUGGGACAAAUGUGUCGACAAACCCGGAGCCAAACUAGACGCAAAGACUGAGACCUGCUUGAACAAUUGCGUCGACAGAUUCAUCGAUGUCUCUCUGCUAAUCACAAACAGAUUCGCCCAGAUAUUACAAAAAUCUGCUGGUGGAAUGUGAUGAACAAAACGAACAAUAUAAAAUUAUAGUAAAUAUUUUUUUUAUUUACCGUUAGUUCCAAAGAGAAGGAUAAAUCGAUUUCAUUUGGAUGUUGAAUUCAUUAUUAAUUAAUUGGCAGAAUAAUAAAAAAGAAUUAUAAAAGUGUAACAUGAAAACGUUUAUUAAAUAAUGUAUUAUCUACAGUAAA